CCUCCUCCUCCUCCUCCUCCUCCUCAUCCCACUUCUGACUUUUAACUCUGCUCUCCAAUGAUUAUCCCAAAAAGCGUAACCAGCACCUUUUUGAUUUCCUAACACUAUGGACUCAGUAGUAGAUGUCCUGAUUGCAGGCGGUGGUCCAGCCGGUCUCACUGCAGCCCUCACGCUGGCCCGUCAACUCCAUACAGCCGUUGUAUUCGACAAUAAAAGCUAUCGCAACGCAAAUGUCUCUCACAUGCACAUGAUUCCAACCUGGGACCACAGAAAUCCAGCUGAAUUCCGCGCUGAGGCCCGCGAUGAAGUUCUCUACCAUUAUGACACUAUUAAGAUCGAAGACGUGGAUCUGAAGACAGCAGAGAAGACCAGCGACGGACUUUUUCAACUUGUCGAUGCCAACAACAAGGUCUGGAAAGGGAGAAAGCUGAUUCUUACUACCGGUUCGGAAAACGUCUUCCCUGACAUUCCCGGAUACGCAGAAGCGUGGGGUCAGAGAAUCUACCACUGCCUCUUCUGCAAGGGGUACGAAGACCGCUAUACAGACAGUGCCGGCGUCCUCGCCAUCCAAUCCGCUGGUAAUGUGCCCAUGGCCAUGCAUCAGACAGAAUCGGCCGCUCAGCUCGCCCGAAAGGUGACCAUCUACACGAAUGGAGCGGAGGAACUCGGGGCUCAGAUUGUAUCGACCCUAACCGACAAGGACAAGUCCCGCAUUACGGUUAACAAUACCCCAAUCCAGAAGCUCACUCAUACCCGCUCCUUGGUUUACCUAGAGCUCGCGGAUGGCACGACUAAGGAAGAGACCUUCCUGGUCCAUAGCCCCAACACGACUGUCAAGGGUCCGCUUGCCAGUCAACUUGGUCUGGAGCUUACCCCAAUGGGCGAUAUUAAUGCCGCGCCGCCGAUGCACCAGACCAGUGUGCGCGGUGUGUUUGCAGCGGGUGACUGCAUCACUCCAUACAAGGUUAUCGCGGGCGCGAUUUCAAGCGGUUGCAAUGCGGCGGUGGCUGCUUCGGCACAGCUAUUGGCGGAGAAGCAUGGCCAUCAGCCGCUGUUUUGAUUGCCUUGCAGUGAAUGUUGAGGAAUGGUAAUCAUUGCGAACAGUACCCAUUGUGGUGGCUCUUCGCGGGUUAGGUGGUUUGGUCAGUUACACAUUAGCAUGCCAUUGCAGUUCAUCUCUUUAUCGUAUCAUCAUCGGUAUACCAAUGGGUAUGUUUAUCGCGGGCGAAGAACAGCCUGGUGGGGCAGUUAACGAUUGACAGAAUAGUAUGAGACUAGAAUAGCGUGAAACUAAGAUCCCAACCCUUGGAUUAAAUGAUAUAUCUGUAUCUAACGAAUACUGU
Messenger RNA from Aspergillus caelatus, 1343 nucleotides. Its product is annotated as NAD(P)/FAD-dependent oxidoreductase. Gene Ontology annotation, molecular function: oxidoreductase activity. The coding region runs from base 107 to 1060 and encodes 317 amino acids. The transcript has 2 exons. The record is from RefSeq and is a predicted model, not a curated record. Lineage: Eukaryota; Fungi; Ascomycota; Eurotiomycetes; Eurotiales; Aspergillaceae.